UCCCUGCCACCGAUCAAUGCUUAUAUGUACGCAUUUGUUUUGAAACUUCUAUGACUCAAAGCGAAAACGGACACAGAUACCAUGAGAAAUCUCCGUCCUUUGAUCUCAUCGUCGUUCCUCCUCUUGUUCUUAGUUGAUGCUUUCGGCGACUCUGCCUCUCCCAUAUGUCCCAUAGAUUUCAGCUAUGUCGAGACGUUCCCCUGGGACACCUCGCUUUGCCGUGCCGGAUCAGAUGGAUGUUGCCAGACCCUGUUGAGCCUGUUCGGAAUGGGGCUUGCCCAGAACCUGAAGGACACCUCGAUGUUCCAGCUCCCUAAUGUGACCGUUUCGUCCUACUGUCUUUCCGACUUCAGGUCCAGGCUCGCCAGGCUGUCGAUCCAGCCAUCCUUAGUCCCCCUGUGCUUUGAGAACUCGACUCAGUUUGUGGCCAAUGCCUCGAACUGUGACGGGAUCAUGACGGUUCAGGACUGGACGGAGAGGGUCAGGCCCAAUAGUACUCUCUACACAUCUUGCAAGGGCGACUUGACCGGGACCCGUUGCAGCCCGUGUGUCGAAGCCGGCAUGGAGGUGACUUCUCAACUCUUGGCUUUGGACCCGAAUUCGACAAAGUGCUUCUACUAUGCUGUUGUCUACGCUGCUGGAAUUGUCAAUGAGUAUGGUCCGAAAAAUUCCACGACAGCUAAAUGUGCGCUCGGCUUGCCUAUAGCCAACACGACAGGCAAUUCAUCGGACUCAUUUAGCAAUAAGAAGCUGGUGAGGAUAGUCAUGGCAUUUUUGGGUGCUAUCAUUGGCGUUCUCCUCUCCUUCGGGGUCGUAGUAUUGUACAAAAACCACGAAAGAGAGAGGAGGCAAAACGCCCCGCACGAAGAAUAUGUGAACAGCUUCCGGGACGAAGUGUUACCAAACACUGGAGCCAAAUGGUUCCAGAUAUCGGAGCUCGACCGGGCCACCAACAGGUUUUCGCAGAGGAACCUGAUCGGCCAGGGAGCGCAUGGACUUGUGUAUAGAGGGAUUCUCUCUGAUGGCACCGUGGUUGCGGUGAAACAGCUUCUUGAUUUGGAGUCGAAAGGGGACGAGGAGUUCUUGAACGAGGUCAAUAUUAUCAGCACCAUAAGGCACAGGAAUCUCCUCUCUCUCCGAGGCUGCUGUGUCACGAGCGAUGAUUUCCGGGGUAAGAUGAGAUUUCUCGUUUACGACUACAUGUCGAAUGGAAGCCUCAGCGAUAGUUUAUCCCAUGGGAUAAACAAUCUAACUUGGCCAUUGCGUAAGAACAUAAUCUUGGACGUGGCUAAAGGGAUUGCUUACCUGCAUUAUGGGAUUAAACCCGCCAUAUAUCAUCGAGACAUAAAGUCGACAAACAUUCUUCUUGACAUGGAUAUGAAGGCUAGGGUUUCUGAUUUCGGGCUGGCCAAGCAGAGCCGCGAAGGCCAGUCUCAUCUCACAACUAGAGUUGCCGGCACUUAUGGGUAUCUCGCGCCGGAAUAUGCCCUCUAUGGGCAACUAACUGAAAAGAGCGAUGUCUACAGUUUUGGAAUUGUGAUCCUUGAGAUCAUGAGCGGAAGAAAGGUGCUCGAUAUCUCAGACUCCUCGGUUCUUCUGAUCACCGACUGGGCGUGGAUGCACAUGAAGUCUAGAAAUGUGGAGGAAGUUCUCGACAAGUCGAUAAGGGAUGGAGGCCCCAAAGGGAUCAUGGAGAGGUUUGUUCGUGUGGGAAUUUUGUGUGCUCAUGUGAUGGUUGCUUUAAGACCUACCAUCACUGAGGCUAUAAAAAUGCUAGAAGGAGAUAUCGACAUACCAAGACUGCCUGAUCGACCAUUGCCUCUCAGUCAUGAGUCAUUCAGGUCUUUUUCGAGUUGUAGUACAUCUGUGAGUGAGAUUAACACAGUCAAACUCAAGCAUUAGUGCAGUACAGUUAGGAACUCGUGAUAGUGUUUGGGAUUUAUAAGAUACCAUAAUUGGGUUAGGGAUUUAUAAGGAGUAU
Punica granatum (pomegranate) is the source of this 1981-nucleotide messenger RNA. The record is from RefSeq and is a predicted model, not a curated record. Lineage: Eukaryota; Viridiplantae; Streptophyta; Magnoliopsida; Myrtales; Lythraceae.